AUGCCUAGCAUUGCGCAGGUCAGGGUACACGCUGACGACGAAUGGUCCCCUCUCCGCGCCAUCAUCGUGGGCCGCGCUGGAAAGUCAUGUUUUCCCAGCGCCUCGAAAAGGAUGAUCGAGAAGACUAUGCCCUCUGCGCACGUCCACCGCUUCCAGCCCAAAUCUCCUUUCCCCGAGGACCUUCUCACCAAAGCAGAAGCCGAGUUAGAUCAUUUCGCCGCUAUCCUGGCGAACAAGGGCGUAAGGGUAUACCGGCCGCCUAGAGACAUCGACUGGCUGGCUGUAGACGGCUACACGGGUGCCAUGCCGCGAGACGGACUUAUGAGCGUCGGCAACGCACUAAUCGAAGCAUGUUUCGCAUGGAAAUGUCGCUCACGAGAAAUCGAGCUCGGCUUCGCGCCUAUCCUCGAUGAACUCGCGCAAGACCCCCAUGUACGUAUUGUGCGACGGCCCACGCACACCUUCGCAGAUACCCUAGACGACAACAAAGGUGAAUGGGCAAUAAACAACAGUCGACCCGCAUUCGACACAGCCGACUUCAUGCGCUUCGGCCGCACCCUCAUCGGCCAGUACAGUCACGUCACCAACCAAGCAGGCGUGGACUACGUGCGCCAGAACCUACCACCAGGCUAUCAAAUCGAGAUCCUCGAAGUAAACGACCCGCACGCAAUGCACAUCGACGCAACCAUCCUCCCCCUCCGCGAGGGUUUGCUCGUAUACCACCCGCACAAAGUCACCGAGGAAACACUGCGGCGACAUGCGGUUCUUGCGGACUGGGAUCUGCGGGCAUACCCAUUUACUCCGGGGGGUAGGGAUGAGCCGCCGUUGUAUAUGACUAGUCCGUGGUUGUGUUUGAAUGCGUUGGUGUUGGAUGGGAAGAGGGUGGUUGUUGAGGCGGGAGAUGAGCGGACGGCGGGGUGGUUGGAGGAGUUGGGGAUGGAGUGUAUUCGGUGUCCGUUUCAGCAUGUUAAUAGUAUUGGGGGGUCGUUUCAUUGUGCGACGGUUGAUCUUGUGCGUGAGGCGUGA
Messenger RNA from Aspergillus glaucus CBS 516.65, 1026 nucleotides. RefSeq lists its product as uncharacterized. The transcript has 2 exons. Gene Ontology annotation, cellular component: mitochondrion. Bases 1 to 1026 code for a protein of 341 amino acids. Gene Ontology annotation, molecular function: amidinotransferase activity. Lineage: Eukaryota; Fungi; Ascomycota; Eurotiomycetes; Eurotiales; Aspergillaceae. The record is from RefSeq and is a predicted model, not a curated record.